Molecule: messenger RNA, 576 nt
Organism: Manihot esculenta (cassava)
Lineage: Eukaryota; Viridiplantae; Streptophyta; Magnoliopsida; Malpighiales; Euphorbiaceae
Exons: 1
Coding region: 1-576 (191 amino acids)
Molecular function (GO): nucleic acid binding; zinc ion binding
Source: RefSeq, a predicted model, not a curated record
AUGUCGCGAGAGGGAAACAAAGAAGGAAUGGAGCAAGGAAGAGUGUCCGGAGACAGCAGGCGAGAAGAGAGGAUGGAUGUGCGAAGGAGGGAUGUAGGUGUGCAAGUGAAUAUGGAUGAAGAAAGGAUGGGCAACUCGGAAGAUGAUGUGCAGACGAAGGAUUCUCAGACCUCAAGGUCAGGAGAAGUUGAGCCCUCCAUUCUGAGCACAGCUGCAAAACGAGAGCAAAAGAAGGGUAGAGGCCGUCGAAAGGCGAAGAAAGACAGGUUGUGGCAGGGACGAAAGGCUAGUCUGGGGUAUGGUGUUGGUUCAAGUUCUGGUAGAGGGAGAGUCAAAUGUGUGAGCUGUGGAAGGCCGCAUAAGGGAGUGUGUCUUGCACGGACAACAGCAUGUUUCACGUGUGGACAAGAAGGGCACUUUGCGCGUGACUGUCCUACUUCGCCCAGGGUGGAACAAGCCCAGCGGUUCGCUACCAGGAAUGUAGGUCAGGCCAGUCACCAGGGACGUAGAGGAGCAGACACAGCGGACACAGUGAUGCCAGGUAUGCUCACUUGUUCCUGUUCUGUUGUUUUGUGA